UAUUUUAAAAAAAAAAAAACAACACUGUUCUGUUCUUUGAAUAUGAUUUGUAUUUCCCCUGUAUUUUAACUUCACAAAGCCCUUCAAAUAUCCUCACCAAUUCACUUUCUCACUUCUCUCACUUCUUUGUUCUUCCUCUGUUUCCAAACUCAAGAACACAAACAAAUACAUAAAAGAACACAAAAAUAUCUAUCUUUCUCACAAAACUAACAUGUCAACUCCUUCAUCAUCUUCUUCUUCUAUUUGGAUUCUAUCUAACAUGAAACUUCAAUUCUUUACUCGCAUCAAACGUUUUCUCCAAUCCAAAGCAACCCGAAAGCGCUGCGACACCUCCGAUCAGUCUAACAAACAAAAAAAUAGAGCUGAACAGAACAUAGUUGAAAAGAAUGAAACCGUUCAAGUUGUGGAGAAGCAUAAGGAGGAGGUGGAGGUGGUGGAGGAAACUGAAAUUCUGCUGCAAAAGACAGUGAAAAUGCUUCACUUUGGAAGCUGGGAGGAGAAAGAGAUUGCUGCAAAAGAGAUUGAGAGUUUAGUUAAACAAGAUGUCAAAGUUAGAAAGUUGAUAACAGAACUUGGAGUGGUGCCGGUUUUGGUAUCCAUGGUGGCGUCGUCGGUGGUUAGCCGCCGGAGAGCAGGGCUGACGGCGUUGAUCUUUCUUGCCGAUGGAACUUACACGAACAAAGCUAUGAUAGUGGAGGCAGGAAUAUUAUCCAAACUACCUAAGACAAUUGACCUUAUAGAUAACUCAACCAUGAAUGAGUUUGCAGAGUUAGUUCUAUCAUUAUCAUCACUUGCAAACACACAAUUCCCUUUUCCUUCAUUAGAUUUUCUACCAUUUCUCAAAGACAUUCUUAAAAAAGACACAAACUUUGACACCAAAAGAUCAUGUUUAGGAGCCUUAUACAACAUAUCAACAAUGUUAGAAAAUGGAAGCACUUUGGUUUCUUAUGGUAUUGUCCCAAUUUUAUUGGAACUUUCCUUAGUGAAAGAAAUUUCGGAAAAGGCACUUGCUACUUUAGGUAACUUGUUGGUUACUCUAAUGGGAAAAAAGGCGAUAGAGGAAAGCUCAAUGGUGCCACAAAAUUUUGUCGAGAUUUUGUCGUGGGAAGACAAACCGAAAUGUCAAGAGUUAUCGGUUUAUAUUUUGAUGAUUUUGGCACAUCAAAGUUUGGAUCAAAGAGAGAAAAUGGCACAAGCUAGGGUUGUUCCUAUGCUUCUUGAAGUUGUUUUGUUGGGGAGUCCUUUAGCUCAAAAGAGAGCAAUGAAGCUAUUGCAAUGGUUUAAGAAUGAGAGGCAAGUUAAGAUGGAGCCACAUUCUGGUCCUCAAACACCAAGAUUUGCAAUGGGAUCACCUUUGAAUCAAAGAGAUAGUAAAGAAGGGAAGAAUUUGAUGAAGAGUUUGGUGAAACAAAGUUUGCAUAAGAAUUUGGAAAUAAUAACUCAAAGGGCGAAUUUAAAUGGAGAGUACUCGAAACUUAAGUCGUUCGUUGUCAGCACAAGUUCCAAGAGUCUGCCUUAUUGAAUUCUUUGAAUUUGAUUAAAUGUCACUGAAAUUUAGAUUGACGAAAAGUUUGGCUGAAUGAUGAAUAUUACGGUGAUUUUGACAAAAAUUGUACUACAAAACUUCAAACAAAAUUAGAAUGUCAUCGUGAUUUCGGAAAUCUUGGAUGAUUCUUUAUGGUGGCUAUGAAGAUUUAUAUAGAUACAAUUGGAUUUGAAAUUUGAUUCAA
This is a messenger RNA of Vicia villosa (hairy vetch), 1730 nucleotides long. RefSeq lists its product as uncharacterized. NCBI's taxonomy places the organism in Eukaryota, Viridiplantae, Streptophyta, Magnoliopsida, Fabales, Fabaceae. The record is from RefSeq and is a predicted model, not a curated record. Bases 212 to 1522 code for a protein of 436 amino acids. The transcript has 2 exons.